This is a messenger RNA of Rotaria sp. Silwood1, 2328 nucleotides long. NCBI's taxonomy places the organism in Eukaryota, Metazoa, Rotifera, Eurotatoria, Philodinida, Philodinidae. The record is from the annotation of a GenBank genome assembly.
AUGGUACAAUGGUUAAUUAUUAUUCUUGUUUAUGAUUUUGCUAUGCUUAAAUUAUCCUUAAGUGAAGUGACACUUUCAUUACGUUUAAUUCAUUAUAAAAAUCGAAAUGGUUUAACAUAUGAAAAUCGUCCAUGUGAUACAAGACUUGAACAUGAUAUCAAUCGAGAUGGUCGAUGUGAUACAGGAUUUUUAUUUUGUCUCGUACAUUUACCAUUUCAAAAUCCACAUAAUUGUACAUUAGGUGAUCAUUUUACGGGUUUUGUUGGUGGUGAUGAUAUACAUUUUAUUAAUACUGAUCAACAAUUACAACGACGUUCUAUUUUAUCAAUUAAUAAAAAAAGACAAAGAUCAUCAUUAAUUUCUCUUUGGUUUCAACCAACAAUUUAUUUUCGUUUUAAUUAUCCAAAAACUGGUAUUGGUCUAAUUGUUGAAGUAUUUGAUAUAGAUGAUAAUAAUAAUCAAAGUAUCCAUGAUUCAAUUGAUUUUUAUGGAAGAACAUUAACUGAUCUUAAACUUUAUCGUUCAAUUGAAGUAGCGAAACCACAAAGAAUUUAUCUUCAAAGUUUAUUUGGUUCUUAUACAAAUUUAACUGUCGACUUUUCACUUUAUUGUUCACCAAAUUAUUACGGUAAUGAUUGUGAAACAUUUUGUUCCGCAAAUGAACAACGUUUUGAAUGUGAUUUAAAUACUGGACGUAAAAUUUGUAAACAUGGAUAUUUUGGUCAAGAUUGUCUUAGUGAUGUACGAGCAUGUGAAGACCAACCUUGUGUAAAUAAUGGAACAUGUGUUGUUUAUCUUCGAAGUUAUCUAUGUCAAUGUCAAAAAGGCUUUACCGGUCGAUCUUGUGAGAUUGCUAUAAAAACUAUCUAUCAUAUAUGUAAUCGAGCAACAUGUAUUCAUGGUGAUUGUUCACGAGACGGACACUGUAUUUGUCAUAUUGGUUGGACAUCGGAAAAUUGUAAUCGAAGUCUUAUAAAAGAAAGUGCUUGUGUAAGUCGUCCAUGUUUACAUAAUUCAACAUGUGAAAACUUGAUUGAUACCAAUUCAUUAUCAGCUUAUCGAUGCCAGUGUCGAAUUGGUUAUAUCGGUCGAAAUUGUGAAGUUGCUAUUGUUACAUCUUGUGAACGAACACCAUGUAUACAUGGUCGAUGUUUAAAAAUUGAUUUAUAUACCGAAAUUUGUAUUUGUGAAGAUAACUGGACAGGAAUUGAUUGUUCACAACCUUUGUUCACUCCUGCAAUAAUUACUCCAUUAGCUGAUUCACAUAAAGAUUUGGAUACUGUUACAAGUGUAUCAUCUGUACCUAUAACAGCAAUAAAAUCGAUAAAAAAUUUAACACUUACACCUUUAACUAUCGACUUACGUGAUUAUCUUGAUUGGUUAAAGGAAAAUUAUGCAAUAAAUAGACUAACAAAUUCAUAUCCAUCAAUUACAACAUCAUCAAUAUCUCAUAAAAAUAAGUAUUCACCAUGUUUAAGUGCACCAUGCCAUCAUAAUUCUACUUGUAUUCUGCAAUCUGAACAUAGUUUUCAAUGUCUUUGUUCACCUUCAUUUAUCGGAAUUUAUUGUGAAAUCGAAAUAUUAAAUAUUGCACAUUUUCAAACAAAUCCAUGUGAAAGUUCACCCUGUCAACAUCAGAGUAUAUGUAUAACAAAAUCAAAUCAUGAUGUACAAUGUAUAUGUCGACCACAUUACACAGGCAAAUAUUGUGAAUACCCUCCACCAAUUCAACCACCAUCAUCUAAUUCCCAAUGUACUCGUCUUUGUCGCAACGGCGGCAUUUGUCUAGUUGAUGAAUCCAAUAAAGAACUAUGCAUAUGUAAAUCAUCUUAUACAGGUUUCUACUGUGAAUUAUCUAAAAAUAACUGCAAUGAUUCAUCAUGCAAUAUUGAUCCAUGUAUAUCGAAUCCAUGUUUAUCAAAUGGUACAUGUCAAUCAAUAAUAUUAUCAAAAAAUUACACUUGUUCAUGUCUUGAACAAUAUACAGGUGAUAGAUGUGAAUUUUAUAUAGAAUCAGAUUCGCCAUAUGUUUUAUCACGUGACAUUGCAUUAAAUUAUGAUGAAAAUAAUUCAAAAAGCUCAACAGAUCUUUGGCCAUUAGCUAUUGUAUUUGGUUAUGUAUUUUCUUUAAUGUUAGUUUUUAUUAUUAUUUGGUUUCUAUGGUAUGGAUUAACAAUGCGUCCUCAAUCAUAUUAUCGUUCUGACAUUCCAUAUGGUGAACGUACUACGGAUCGUUAUCAACCAUAUCGUUUAGGUGUUAGUAAUCCACUUUUUUUUAUAAACCAAGAAUAUAAUUCAAAUCCAAUAUCGAAAACUUUUUCAAAUUAA